Molecule: messenger RNA, 2237 nt
Organism: Zootermopsis nevadensis
Lineage: Eukaryota; Metazoa; Arthropoda; Insecta; Blattodea; Termopsidae
Product: soluble calcium-activated nucleotidase 1
Biological process (GO): proteoglycan biosynthetic process
Molecular function (GO): calcium ion binding; GDP phosphatase activity; UDP phosphatase activity
Source: RefSeq, a predicted model, not a curated record
UGACAUUGAAGAUAACAUUACAUUACUUUACUUUCUUUUCUUUACAUUACAUUACAGAGACGUAAAUAUAAUUUAAAUACAGAUACGUAUUUACGUCAAAUUCUCCGGAACCGUGGUUCCACUUUUUUAUGGUGGAAACCAUAAGCCACGCAAGUCUAGUAGAGUACUAUAACAUGACUAUAUUUCAUAGCUCCAGAUUCAGUGGCAUUGAACAGAGAUUAGAAGACCAACUGCAUAUUUUUCUGCAUCGUGCUACAAUUCCUAUUUUUUCUUGUGCCAGUGUAGUUGAACAAUGGUCGAUGUAGAUCACAAAACGGACAUAUGAGAUGUGAUGUGUGUACAAUUUGCUGUGUGCAAGUGCAGUUGACGUGUCAACCAAAUGCACCCAAGAAUUGACACGAAUACAGACUUACACAUGCGGUGUGUUCAAAUAACUACGAUGUAGUGUUAUAUAAACGGUGGUUGUUGGUUAGGUUUAGUAUUCACUGUUCUACAUGUCUCAAGAUUCCGACGGUGGUGAAAUGAUGUCACUAAGGGAAUGGAGACAAGCCAUUCGAACACCUGUAGGGAACAGAACUUUAAGAAUUCAAACACAGUUUGUUAGUCUGGUUGCCUUUAUUGGCUUAGUAGUGUUGUUCCUGGUGUAUACAUAUGCUGUAGAUCAUCAUUCCAAUCCCAGUGUAGAGGCUGUUAAAAAUAAGUCCACUGUCAAACUGUACAUGCCAAUUGUGACAACUUCCAGUCAUAAUAAUUAUAAUACUACAUAUCCAUUGACAACACCAAAAAGAACAUCUAAAGGAAUCCAGUUUCGCAUAGGAAUGGUUAGUGAUUUGGACAAAGAAUCCAAAAGUAAAACUGAAGAGUUUAUGUGGCUAAGUUACUAUAAGAAGGGGUACCUAUUAUGGAAUCCUCUUUCAAACAGCAUUAAAGUAUCAUGGGAUACAGGUGACCCAAUUGUAUUGAAAUCAAGACUUGGAGAGUCUGGUCGAGGAAUGGAGCUCUCAGAACUUGUAGUAUUUAAUGGAAAGCUGUAUGUUCUUGAUGACAGGACAGGAAUUGUUUAUGAAUUACUUGAUGACAGAGUUAUACCAUUUGUUAUACUCAAUGAUGGGGAUGGAAGGAUGAAUAAAGGUUUCAAGUCAGAAUGGGCUACUGUGAAACAGAGGAAGUUGUUUAUUGGAGGUCUGGGGAAGGAGUGGACAACCAACACUGGAGAAGCUGUGAACACACAUCCGCAGUGGAUCAAGACUGUCGCUUCGACAGGAGAAGUAGAACAUCAUAAUUGGUUUCACAAAUAUCUUUCAGUCAGAAGAGUUCUUGGAAUUGAAUUUCCUGGUUACAUUACACAUGAAGCAGUGGUAUGGAGUGAUGUCCACGAUUGUUGGUUUUUCCUUCCACGGCGAUGUUCAAAAGAGCGUUAUAAUGAUGUGCUUGAUGAAACUAGGGGUUGCAAUGUCAUGAUCACAACAGAUGAUACAUUCACAGACAUCAAGGUUCUUCGUGUUGGAAACAUAAUUCCUACACAUGGAUUUUCUAGUUUCAAAUUCAUCCCUGGAAGCUCAGAUCAAGUUAUUGUUGCUCUGAGAUCUGAAGAAGACAAGGGUGCCACUGCAACAUAUAUUAUAGGUUUUGAUAUUACAGGAAAAAUUUUGCUACCUGAAACAAAAGUAGCAGAUAAAAAGUAUGAAGGAUUUGAAUUUAUAUGAAGUGAAACUAGUAAAAUUUUAAUGAUUUAAUUUUCUCAUGGCUACAAGUGUGAAGAUGGUUGACUUCUGGAUUGCAGCGCUGUGUAGUCUGGUAUAAGUUCACCAACGUUUCAGAGAUACUUUCUGCUUCCAUCAUCAGGGCAGUGACCUCUGAAAUGUUGGUAAACAUAUACCAGACUACAGAGCACAAUCCAGAAGACAGCCAUCUUCAUAGUAAUUUUUUGAAAAUCAAAAAACUUAUUUUGUACAUAAGUAUUUCAUACAAAGGGAAAAUUAUUAACACUCAGAUAUAAACAGCUGACAAUGGCUUAAUCAUUUAUAAGAAAUUGUUAUGUUACAAUUAUUGGUUAAUUGGUAAAUGUUCUGUAAAAAAUUUGCCCACAGUUUUAAAUCUGUUUUCAGACAAACUAAAUAUAUUUUCUAAGUUCCUAAGAAUAAAUUAUAAUCUUAACUUAUAUGAAAAUCUGGCCCAUGUUUCUGUGCAUCCAAUAAAUAAAAUACAUAUUUUACAAAAAAAUUGCAUACCACAUA